AUGUCGGAUUCUGAUAUCUUAAUAAAAGGUGAUUUAAUUAAAUCAAGAUGGCGAAUAACACAAAAAAUAGGUGGUGGAGGUUUUGGACAAAUCUAUCAAGCAUAUGAUAAAUUACGUCGAGAAUUAGUUGCUGUUAAAGUUGAAUCAAAUUCUCAACCAAGACAAGGUAUUCGAAUGGAAGUAACUGUUUUACGACGUAUACAAAAUCGUGAACAUGUAUGUGAAUUAUUUUCUGGUGGUAUAUCAACAUUAUAUAAUUAUAUGGUUAUGACAUUACUUGGUUCAAGUCUUAGUGAAUUACGAAAAAAUUUAAAAGAACAAUGCUUUACAUUAUCAACUACACUUCGUAUUAGUUUACAAAUUUUACAAGCAAUUGAAUCAAUUCAUUCAAUUGGUUUUCUUCAUCGUGAUAUUAAACCAUCAAAUUUUGCUAUAGGAAGAAAAAAUGUUCGACAAAUAUUUAUUCUUGAUUUUGGUCUUGCUAGAAAAUAUACAGAUUAUGAUCAACAUGUUAGACCAGCUCGUAUAGAAGCAGGUUUUCGAGGAACAAUUCGAUAUGCAUCUGUUAAUGCACAUAAUAAUCGAGAAUUAGGUCGACAUGAUGAUUUAUGGAGUUUUUUUUAUAUGUUAAUUGAAUUUCUUAUUGGUUCAUUACCAUGGUCAAAAAUUAAAGACAAGGAAAGUGUUGGACAUAUCAAAGAAACAUAUGAUUAUACUCGUUUUUUAACAAAUUUACCUGAUGAAUUUAAUAAAUUUCUUGAACAUAUUAAUGAAUUAAAUUAUGAUGAUAAACCUGAUUAUGACUUUCUUCGAUCUUUAUUUAAUUCAUCAAUACAAAGACUAGGUUUUCAUGAUGAUGAUAUAUAUGAUUGGGAAAAAUCAAUUGAACAAAAACCUAUUACUGUACCAGAUAAUGAACGAAUACAUCAUCAUAAUGAUCUCAAAAAUAAUCGUCAAUUGAUAAAAUCAUCUAGUCGAACAGGUCUUUUUAAGAAACAUACUGAAAGUGAUCAUAAUCUUCCAUUACAACAAUCACAUUUUGUUAUCGGUACUGGUGAUCAACAACAUAUAAUUCAUAAUAAAUUAUCUUCUGCAGUUGAAAAUCGAUCACCAGAUACAUUAACACGUCGUGGUCAAGCAACUAGCAAUGGUUUAUUUACAUAUAUUUCUCAACAAUUUUCUAAUGCUGCUGCAUCUGGUGCGCCUAGUGUAUUCUCUCAAUGGUUGCCACACAAUGGUGAAACUUUAACUGAUGAUGAUAUUUUAAAAGGAAAUAAGAGUAGUAGUAGUCGAGCUGAUGAACGAGCAACAACUUUAAGUGGAGAACGAAUAUCAUCAGCAAAUAUUAAAAAUAAUUCUGCUGGACGAACAUCUCAUAUGUCUAUUGAUGAAUAUAAUCUUCCGCCAAAAUCUCAACGUUCAAUUGAACAAAAUAUUCAAGUACCAUUUGGUACUUAUACAAAGAAUACUCGACGACAAAAUCCAUUAGCUUUUAAUUUACAACGAUCUUCUAGAAAAAAAUCUGAUUAA
Molecule: messenger RNA, 1530 nt
Organism: Adineta steineri
Lineage: Eukaryota; Metazoa; Rotifera; Eurotatoria; Adinetida; Adinetidae
Source: the annotation of a GenBank genome assembly